GUGCAAAGAUGCAAUCAAAGUUGCCUAGCUAAUUUGACAAAUUCAAAAAUACGUUGUCAUCCCUCGUGGAAGGACAGAAGCAGGCGGCGGUUUGAAAUUCAUUUUUGAUCAAGCAGUGCAAUGGAACGGAACAAUUUGGAUCUUCUGGUGCCGUACGUUUGGCCUGAGCUCAUAGGAUACACCAUUCCAAAUACACCAACUGAUAAUGUCCAGCAGGAGACAAAUCCAGGUAUUUCGAAUGCAACGGAAAAUGUUGAAAAUGUUGCGCCCUGGAACGCGCACAGUGAAGCGUCUCCUUCCACUGCGGAACACGUGCCAGCUCAACCGCGGCGUGUGCUUCAGCAUCUAGAUUUAAAUGAUCAGAACGUUUUAAAUCGUAAUCAGAACGCGCAGGGCUCCAAUAUCCAGCCAGGAAAGCGCCAAGUUAUGCGUUUGCCUUGCACGUGCCUCGUGGGGCCAACAGGGCACAUCUUGGAAAUGCUUAUCACCCCAACUACCAUGGAAUUCUACUAUACUAAAGUAUACCAAGCAUUCGAAUGCUUGUACACCGUCCAUCGCUGCUUUCAACUGAUGCCCAGCUACCAGAUGUACGAUUUGGAGCUGACGAACGUAUCCAUCUACGAAAUUAAGUUCCCUACGUUGUGCCCUACGCCGAUGUCUACGUGCACAAGAUCCUGCGCGCAUUCAGAUAUCAAAGCGGCGAAGUGUGUCGCCGCCCGUUCAACUUCCAGAUGCGUUUGUCUUCGGCGUCCAAACUGGACGUACUCAUCAAGGUGUUCAUUGGACCCCGCCUUGACGAUGCUGGCCAACCGCUCACCUUCACCGAUUCUGCCCGCUAUUUUAUCGAAGUGGAUAGUUUUCACUACCGUCUUCAUGUUGGAUGGAACUUGGUCCAUCGCUUGGCGCAACGCCAUUUUGUUCAGUAUUCCAAGAGGCGGAGUCCGGUACGUUUGACCCACGAAAACUUCCAGGUCUACUUCCACGUGAGCCACUAUGUCCCCCCGAAUGGUUUACGCGCACCGAAGAACUACAAGGGUGACUGCUACUUGUACCGUCCGAAGGGCUUUCCUUUCGAUAGGGCUAUCAACUGCGAGUGGAUUUAUUUGCAGAAGAAUUCACAGUUGAAGCGAAUUAUUCUCAAGCAUAACUGGUAAAUGCAAAAAUGCAUUUAUUAAGAACACUUUAAGGGCUAUGCAAUUGCCAUUUACAAUAAUCGUAUGGAUUAUUUAGUAGUCAAAAAUUCGUUUCGUUCAUUUAUCGUAUU
Dalotia coriaria is the source of this 1264-nucleotide messenger RNA. RefSeq lists its product as uncharacterized. The record is from RefSeq and is a predicted model, not a curated record. Bases 121 to 954 code for a protein of 277 amino acids. The transcript has 2 exons. Lineage: Eukaryota; Metazoa; Arthropoda; Insecta; Coleoptera; Staphylinidae.